This is a messenger RNA of Colletotrichum karsti, 249 nucleotides long. RefSeq lists its product as uncharacterized. The record is from RefSeq and is a predicted model, not a curated record. The transcript has 2 exons. Lineage: Eukaryota; Fungi; Ascomycota; Sordariomycetes; Glomerellales; Glomerellaceae. Bases 1 to 249 code for a protein of 82 amino acids.
AUGGCUCUCGAAUCAGAAGUCCCAUCGAUGGCUGUUUCCGGUGAAAGACAACCGGUACCGAUGCCGGACGCCGUUAUGCUGACGGAGUACCUAUCCAGCAAGGAAUCGAGCGUGGUAGAGACGUUGACAAUCGUGGCUAGCGGCAGCAGUACGGUCACAGCGGCGACAGACCGCCUGCGGGAGAAGACGCAGCACGUCGACGCACUGUUGGUGCAGCUGAAGCAGGCUGAGAGGAGUGCCCGGUUGUGA